Messenger RNA from Camellia sinensis, 552 nucleotides. Lineage: Eukaryota; Viridiplantae; Streptophyta; Magnoliopsida; Ericales; Theaceae. The record is from RefSeq and is a predicted model, not a curated record.
AUGCUGAUUGAUGCUCAUCUAUUGAGUUGUCUCAAUGCUACUCUAUCUCCUCCGAUCUAUUCUACUAUACUUCCAUUUCGUCACUGUGCUGAUGUUUGGUCUGCUCUUCACAAGAAAUUCACUUAUCUUUCCAGAUCACAUAUUCAUCAGCUAAAGAAUAAAUUGAAUUCUGUUUUGAAACAAUCUGAAUCAAUGGAGGAAUAUCUUUCCAAAAUCAAAGAUAUCGUUAGUCAAUUGGCUCUUGCAUCAGUAGCUAUCGAUGAUGAAGAUCUUGUCCUAUUAACCUUUAAUGGUCUUCCUGAUGAGUUUGAUGCUUUCAAAACAUCCAUUCGAGCCCGAUCUGGUUGUAUUUCAAUGGAAGAGUUGUCUUCUCUGUUGUGUUCUGAAGCGAUUCACAUGGAAGCAAAAACUAAAAAGCUUGAACCAACAGUUGCCUUCUCUACUGUCAAAGGCUUUGCUUCUUCUACUUUUUCACCAUUUUCCUCUCGUGGUCAUGCCUCUCGCGGUAGAUUCUCUUACAGAGGAGGAAGAGGAGGCAGAUACUCCAGAUGA